AUGUACAGACAGUGGGCAGUGGUGAAUAUUUUCAUGAUGUCUUCUCUGCAGUUCGUGCAGGGCUCCAGUUAUGAACGUGGACCAGUGAAGCGGGCCUCUCGGUCAAUGUUAGAACGAUCUGAGCAGCAGAUCAGGGCAGCUUCGGGUUUGGAGGAACUACUGCAGAUCACACACUUCGAGGACUGGAAGCUAUGGAGAUGCCGACUGAAGCUCAAAAGUCUCACCAGCACAGACUCUCGCUCAGCAUCCCAUCGAUCCACCAGGUUUGCGGCCACUUUCUUUGACAUGGAGACACUCAAAGUUAUAGACGAGGAGUGGCAAAGAACACAGUGCAGCCCUCGAGAGACCUGCGUGGAGGUGGCCAGUGAGCUGGGGAGCAGCACAGACACAUUCUUCAAGCCUCCCUGUGUGAACGUGUUCCGGUGUGGCGGCUGCUGCAACGAAGAGAGCCUCGUCUGUGUCAAUACCAGCACCUCGUAUGUUUCCAAACAGCUCUUUGAGAUAUCAGUGCCUUUGACAUCAGUACCUGAAUUAGUGCCUGUUAAAGUUGCCAACCAUACAGGUUGUAAGUGCUUCCCAACAGCUCCCCGCCAUCCAUUCUCAAUUAUUAGAAGAUCCAUCCAGAUCCCAGAAGAAGAUCGCUGCUCCCAUUCCAAGAAGCUCUGUCCUGUUGACAUGCUCUGGGAUAGCAACAAAUGUAAAUGUGUUUUACAGGAGGAGAAUCCACUGGCAGGAAUGGAAGAUCACACUCACCUCCAGGAACUGGCUCUCUGUGGUCAGCACAUGAAGUUUGAUGAAGAUCGUUGUGAGUGUGUCUGUAAAACGCCAUGUCCCAGAGAUCUCAUCCAGCACCCAGAGAACUGCAGCUGCAUUGAGUGCAGAGAGAGUCUGGAGAGCUGCUGCCAGAAGCACAAGAUAUUUCACCCAGACACCUGCAGCUGUGAGGACAGAUGCCCCUUUCACCCCAGAACCUGUGCAAAUGGAAAACCGGCAUGUCCAAAGCAUUGCCGCUUUCCAAAGGAGAAAAGGGCCACCCAUGGGCUCCACGAUCGAGAAAAUCCUUGA
Rangifer tarandus platyrhynchus (Svalbard reindeer) is the source of this 1065-nucleotide messenger RNA. The record is from the annotation of a GenBank genome assembly. Lineage: Eukaryota; Metazoa; Chordata; Mammalia; Artiodactyla; Cervidae.